Molecule: messenger RNA, 1478 nt
Organism: Passer domesticus (house sparrow)
Lineage: Eukaryota; Metazoa; Chordata; Aves; Passeriformes; Passeridae
Gene: SDC4
Product: syndecan 4
Exons: 5
Coding region: 86-691 (201 amino acids)
Biological process (GO): cell migration
Cellular component (GO): cell surface; membrane
Source: RefSeq, a predicted model, not a curated record
GGCACGGCAGAGCCCGCUCCGCUCGGUCCCGCUGCUGGCUCCGUGUGUCCCGGCACAGCCCAGCCCAGCCCAGCCCAGCCCGGCCAUGGCGCUGCCCCGUGUCCCCCUGCGCGCCGCGCUGCUGCUCGGCCUCCUCCUGCGAGCCGCCGCCGCCGAGUCGGUGAGAGAAACUGAAACCAUGGAUGCUGGAUGGCUCGACUACCCUGCCUCUGGGGACUUGCCAGACGAUGAGGACAUUGGUGAAUUCAGGCCUCACUUAACCACUGAUGGCUUAGAUAUAGAUGAGACAUCUGGGUCAGGAGACUACCCAGACUCUGAAGAUGGCUUGUAUCUGACCACCAUGGACACCCCUGUGAUAUCUGACAACUAUAUCCCUGGAGAUACUGGGAGGAAGAUAGAAGGUGAGAAGAAAAACACAAUGGUGGACAAUGAAAUCAUUCCAGACAAAGCUGUACCUGUGGAAGAGAACCUGUCCAACAAGAUCUCCAUGGCAAGCACAGCCAACAGCAGCAUCUUUGAAAGAACAGAAGUCCUUACAGCUCUCAUCGCAGGAGGAGCAGUGGGUCUCCUGUUUGCCAUCUUCCUGAUCCUGCUGCUGGUCUACCGCAUGAAGAAAAAGGACGAGGGCAGUUACGACCUGGGGAAGAAACCCAUCUACAAGAAAGCCCCCACAAACGAGUUCUAUGCCUAAAGCUCAGCAGCACCUUGUGCCCAUCAAGGGACAAGCAGACUGUACUGAAACACUGUGCCCUCAGAUGAGAUGUGCUGAACAAAUGCUUUUUUUAUUUUUCGGAUUGAAUUUCAAAGUGACUUUGAGAAAAAACAAACUUCCUUCGUGACCCUUCCCAUCCCACUCAGCUAACAAGGGCCCAAUGAAAUACAAAGAGUCUGAAAAAUAACCUCAGUGUAUUUUUUUUUCUAAGUUAGUGUAAAAAAGAAUAAAGAUGCCAAAUUUUCGGCUUGGUUUUAUAGAGGGUAUAUAAACACAAACCAGACUGUAUGGAAGCAAACACCAUGUGUUUGCCGUGCUGGGAUUGGCUGCUUCUAUAGAAGAUGGCUUUUUUUUAUAUAAAUCUUGCUACUAGAUGUCUUGCAGCAGGCUGUUGAUGUGAAGCAUUUUUGUGGAGAACUAUUUAUGAAUCUCUUACACUACAGAUAAUGUUGCCUUAUCAGGGAGUAAAAGGCCCACAAGGGCUCAGUAUCCCUGAAUGCCAUAAAGGGCCUAUGGGAAUGUCUUCCCCAGGAGAUUUCUGUCUCUUCCUGUUGGCCCCAGGCAAGGGUCAUUAGUCCUUGAAAUCAGGACAGCCAGUUGUGUUUGGCUAUGGCAACACCCCUUCCUUGCCUUCAGUCUCUUACCUUUUUUUAAGGGUUGCUUGUAGGAUUUUUUUAUAACAAAAUUUUAAAGAAAAUAGCCUAAUGUUUAUAUAAAGUUUGUAGAAAUUGUUUUGAAAUAAUAAAAAAAUAAUCUACUUUUUUAA